UGAUACGAGGAGCCCCUUUAACACUCUGGUAUUCACUACUAUACGCUAUCAGCCUUUACGGUUAGCCAAUAACACUACAGCUUGUCUUGUAUACACACUGCUGUUAAUACAAGGUUCCAGUAAGCUAAGGGAGAGAGACCCCAGUCAACAAGGGCAACACAAUAGGAAAGAUGGCUGUUUCCCUUGACGAUCGUCACAUGGAGGAAAUGUAGAAGCAGAUUUUUGGAAGACUAACAGAUAUUCUAAUAUCAAGGUGUAACAAAUGAAUUCCCAUUGAAAAAUACCCUAAUUAAAUUCACGGCAGAUAAAUGAUGCACAAACUGCAGUGAUUAUUGAAUCUAGCUAAAUUCCAUAAUGAAAACGACAGUUCUAGUUUGUGUGAUAUUUGUAGGCCUGCUGUGGGUCGACCAAGUUACGUGCAGAGAUAAGGCCUCCCAUUUGUUGAUGUUGGAACAGCCUUCAUCUUACCAUCAUGUUGGUAAAACCAAACUGGAAAUACGCUCCAAUUAUUCAGGAACCAUUAACUUCGUUGAAUCUAAUGAGUUUAGAGUAUUAAUUAAUACAACAGCCAAUGAUCUGGAGGAGGUUUAUAGGGUUAAAGCUGAUUUAGAUGAGCAUAAUGGUGGACUUUUAUUACAAGUUUAUGAGAAACCUGAAUCGGUUGUAUGGAUUCAGUUAAAAUGGAUUAUAAUAGUGAUUGGUGGAUUAACCGGACUCGUAUUUGUGGUAUCCUGUGUGACAGCAUUGUGUUCGUAUCAUUCGGAACACUCUCGUUAUGAUUCUAUCGAUAGAAAGAGUUAUACUAGUGAUAGCCAACGUAUUGUCUUCAGGUCUAGAAGCAGCAUGCAUAGUAGUACACAGGGCGAACAUAUAUUAAAUGAUGAUGGAGACAUCUAUCAGAACGAUGAUACGUUAAAGAGAGUACCAGAGUUACCAGAUGAAGAAGCAGCUGCUGAAGCUAUUGAGAUGGAGGAACUAAGAAGACAGCAGCUGAAAUCAGAUGAUAGUGAUGGUGAAAGUGACACAGAGAGUAAAAAUUUAAUCAAACGUAGAUAUCAGUCUUCGUCUAAAAAGAUCCACAAAGAGAUGUUUCCGAAGGAAAAGAAAUCCAAAAGUCAUUCCAAGACGGAUAAGGAGGAAUCCGCAGAUUUGAAGGACUACCUUGAAUAUUCAUCCGAUGGUUCUGAAUGUUCUGACAAGGAAUCCAGGAACAGCAAAAUACUGGACAAGAAGUUAGAGAGGCAGAGAAUCGAAGGUGUCGUUAUGCAUCCCAGAAAAGACAUGACCACUACUUUCUCUGAGAGUGAAAUCAGCAGGCAGGAUCAAUACAAUAAAUAUUCCCCAUUUCCUGUUAGUGCCAGCAUGGAACAAAAUAAAUUAAUGGAAGCAACUCCUGGUUUAGCACGAACCACCCCAAAAGAGAAUCUGGGCAGUACAAAUUCUCAGACAACAGAUGAUGGAGCUUAUCCGUUUCUUGUCCAGGCAGAUGUGCAUCUUCAGUCCCCUAAAACAUCAUUGAAUAGAUCGUCAACUCCUGUGGCAACAUCCUCCCCAAUGUCAACCUUUAAAAAUCCUGGUAGAAAGGUAGCAUUUGCUGACCCCGAUUCAAAAUCAGGGAACCAAGAUGACUCAAAAUCAAGCAUCAACUUUCAAGAUGUUUUUGACAAAUUUUUGUUAGGACCAGAUGGAAAUAUGAGUCAGAUACCCGAGGAAAAUCAAGAUGCGGACAGCGCACACAGUUCCACUAACCAAUCGCUAUAUAGCGGAAGUGAUCUUGUUGACAAUCCACACAGACUAUAUGUGAAUAUUGGGGAUUCGGGUUCAAACCCAGAGUCCAAAGGUGGUUUUAGAAACACAAGACCUAUCCUACCGCCUUCUUUGGUGGCUGGAGCCAGGCGGCCGAUGGAUUCAUCUGGUAGUUCUUUAAACAGUGGAUCGGCGUCUUCCCUUCCACAACAACUAGGACGAAAUAAUCAACCAAGGCUCAACACAUUUGGAUCAUCAAAACCGUGGGCGCCACUUAGAACUCAUGAUCAGAGACCCUCUUUGGACUCUGGCAUCACAUCAUCUAAUGGUACCAUAGGUCAGUAUUCAGCAUCUUCAGAUGCUGGUAACUCAUCACCACCUUUACCUCCUCCUCCAGAUGGGUAUGAGGAGGAAAGUGGUAUGCAGUUUGAUUUCCCUUCCCCGCCACAGAUGUAUUCUCCUGGUAGUAUUGAUCAAGAAGAAGUAAGAUACCAGAACACUCCUGCCAGAGAUAAUAAAAAGGGGAAUGGUCAAAGAGGUGGUGGAAAAGGAAGCAAGCUAGCUCAUAUGACGUUCCUAUCCAUAACGUGUGUAUUAGGUUUGAUGACUGGUGUUUAUUGUGUGAAGGAUACGUCAGAUGCUAGAGUAGAUAUAACAAUAUAUACACCCAGAGAUUAUCUCUCUAAUACAUCUACGAUAUUCCUUAAUAUAGAUAAAGAUGGGGAAGUUAUAAAUGCUUUAAAUAUUCCAUUACAACAAUACAAUAUUAAAAAUCCAAUUUUAAAGGAUAUGUAUUCUGAUCUAUGUAUGGAGCAUGAUUGUGAACAAGGCUGUGAUAUACAAACUGGUGAAUGUAUAUGUAAAAAGGGUUAUAAACUGGAUGCAGCCGGACAGUGUAUUGAUAUCAAUGAAUGUAUGGAGGGCGGAGCGAGAUGUCACAAAGAUGCUGGUUGUUUAAAUAAUAAAGGAUCGUAUAACUGUAUCUGUAGUGGAGAAUUUUAUGGUGAUGGUAAAAACUGUCGAGAAUGUAAAGCUCCCUGUGUACGAGGGACGUACGAAUAUCAGUCAUGUGAUCAAAUCAAACAAAAGAUAUGUCGAGCUUGUAAAGCAUCUUGUCCAAGGGGAUUUUUUAUGAACAAAAGAUGCGAUAUGAAGCAUAACGCAGAGUGCAAAGUUUGUAAACCUAGUAAAUGUUCUGAAUCAGAUUUUGAAUACAGAAUGUGUACCAAUAGACAGGACAGGGAAUGUCGAGAUAGGAGUAUUUUGCAACCACCUGUUGGAUCUAAAAACACCAUCAUAGAACGUUUACGGGGUAUCGAAGAUGACACAAAGAAAAUUGAAUAUCUACGACCAUCUGAUUUUAUUGGUUUGAGAACCUAUACUUUUGAUAGAGGAUUGGGGUUAAAGGUUGAAGUUCGACUUACGUCACUACAGGCGUCUCAGCUGUUUGUACCGGUGAAUUACAGUAGUCAUCAGAGUGAUGGCCUGCCACCAGGAGCUAAACUUGAAGAUUUUAGACGAUAUUGUCCACACCCUGUACCUAGCUACUAUAAACUCUUCUAUGAAAAACACCGUAAUAUAACGUACAGAAUAGACGAAAAUAACCAGGUACAACCAUGUGAAACAUAUAAGAUGUUUGGUAAAUUUCCAACGGCCAGAAAUCUAAAAGAACAGUCUUUUCUAGCCGUAGAACCUGGACCUAUAACAAACAUAUUCGAGAUUAAUCCCACAUAUUUUAAAUAUUCUACUAUAUGGGUUCACAAAUCGAAAAGAUGUAUGAGAUAUAGUGAUGGGUGUGAUAAUUGUACCAUCCAGUGUGUAGUUCAGAUGAAGAAUACCGAAGAUUGUAAAGUAAAGGGGGAUGAUAAUGAUAAUGGUUGGUCACCCAGAUUAAGAGUAUGUUAUAAUUGUUGUGCUCGUACAAACUGUACAGAUAACUGUAAAGAAUAUCACAAGAAACAUUGUCAAUCAAAGAAUGUUGAAUGUCGUCGAGGAACAGUGGUCGAGUUCAGAAUACAGCCACAAUGGAAUACAUCGCAAGCUAAUUAUUUUUUCUGUCACGUACAACCUAAAAAACAGCAGAAACUUCUCAAAUUAAACUACGUUGUUCUGUAUAAAGGCAACGCUCUCCAUUAUAAAGAAAUUGAGUUAAAUGGUGAUCUCAAGUGGGAAACAGAAGGAAAAAUGAUUCAUAAAGAUGGUAUCUUAUCCAUAUUGGUUGAUGCUAAAAUCAACAACAUGCCAAAUUUCCUAGAAGGGGAGUUUGCUGGUAAUAAAGAAUUAUUUCGUGUAGGAGUUUAUAAAAACGGUGGAUCUACUGUUCAAUCAACAGUUAUAAAUGGACAGUCUAUAUUAGUUCGACCAACAAAACCAUUCGGUCUUGUAGGAAUAUCAACAGGUAUUAUUUUUAUUUAA
Molecule: messenger RNA, 4161 nt
Organism: Patella vulgata (common limpet)
Lineage: Eukaryota; Metazoa; Mollusca; Gastropoda; Patellidae
Exons: 20
Coding region: 355-4161 (1268 amino acids)
Molecular function (GO): calcium ion binding; protein binding
Source: RefSeq, a predicted model, not a curated record